This is a messenger RNA of Bradysia coprophila, 5638 nucleotides long. RefSeq names its product Protein C kinase 53E (gene Pkc53E). Gene Ontology annotation, molecular function: ATP binding; zinc ion binding; diacylglycerol-dependent serine/threonine kinase activity. Lineage: Eukaryota; Metazoa; Arthropoda; Insecta; Diptera; Sciaridae. The record is from RefSeq and is a predicted model, not a curated record. Gene Ontology annotation, biological process: protein phosphorylation.
UCGGAGCAGUCAGACGUGUGCAGUCAGACCCCGUUGAUGGUGUGCCGGAACUGAAAAUUGAUAAUACAAAAGUGUGUUAUAUUGUACCAGAAAAAAUUAAUAUUUUCUGCCCGGGCUUUUUAUUGGUGUUACUGAACAACAAAAUUUCUAUAGAAGAAAAAAAAUUGCUCUUUUUAAGUGGCGUUUCCUGAUCAUUUAUUUUUCUCACUGAAUCAGUUGAUUUGGUAUUGUGAAAUAUAGUAGAAGUGUGCGGAAUUUUUAUUUUUCGUUUUCUUCCUCGUUCGGUGGUAAUAGUUCGCUGCCGACACACAGAAUAAUUUUUAAGAUAAACUUUGGGGAGAAUUUUUAUUGAUUUUACAUAAAAUAUUGCGUGUUAAGUGAGGUGAAGAAAUACCAAUCUUAUUAACAUGGCUGAUGCUGAUGAUAAUAUGUCCGAAGAGCAGGAGAAUAAAAUUAAUCUACGACAACGAGGUCGUAAGGGUGCAUUGAAAAAGAAAAACAUCUACAAUGUUAAGGAUCAUCGAUUUAUACCAAGAUUCUUCAAGCAGCCGACGUUCUGUUCGCAUUGUAAGGAUUUUAUAUGGGGUUUUGGAAAACAGGGAUUCCAAUGCCAAGUGUGCUCGUUCGUUGUGCACAAAAGAUGUCACGAAUAUGUCACUUUCAAAUGUCCUGGAGCAGAUAAAGGAGCAGAUUCUGAUGCUACACGCACCAAACACGAAUUUAAAGAAUGCUCUUAUUCAAGUCCAACAUUUUGUGAUCAUUGUGGUUCCCUAUUAUAUGGUCUAUACCAUCAAGGGCUUAAGUGUUCAGGCUGUACGAAAACCGCAUAAAUGGCAGGGAUAUACAUUUAUUACACCGAGCUUUUGCGAUCACUGUGGAUCACUCUUGCAUGGGCUAGCUCAUCAAGGUCUUAAAUGCCAAGCAUGUGACAUGAAUGUGCAUAAACGAUGCGAAGAAAGUGUGCCAAGCUUAUGUGGAUGUGAUCACACGGAGCGAAGAGGUCGUAUGCAGCUGGGAAUUUCUUGUGUAGGCACCAAGUUGACGAUUGAAGUCAAACAAGGCAGAAAUCUCAUUCCAAUGGAUCCAAAUGGUCUGAGCGAUCCCUAUGUCAAACUAAAGCUUAUUCCAGACAAUGGCGAUAAUGUCAAAAAGAAAACUAAAACAAUUAAGGCUUCAUUGAACCCAGAGUGGAAUGAAACGAUUACGUUCGAUUUAAAACCAGAAGAUAGAGACCGGAGAAUUUUGAUUGAAGUAUGGGAUUGGGAUCGAACAUCUAGAAAUGACUUUAUGGGUUCACUAUCGUUCGGCAUAUCGGAAAUUAUCAAGAAUCCAGCCGAAGGUUGGUUCAAACUUUUGACAGCUGAAGAAGGAGAAUUUUAUAAUGUUCCUGUUCCGGAAGAAGGAACUGACUUGGUGCAACUUAAAAGUCAGAUGCGUAAAACGUCUAUCACUAAGAAAAUGCCUUCUUCAACCGACAAAGAUCUACCACACAACAUGUCGAAAAAGGAUCUGAUUCGAUCAACCGAUUUCAAUUUUCUUAUGGUACUGGGAAAAGGCUCUUUUGGCAAAGUAAUGCUGGCAGAACGUAAAGGAACCGACGACCUAUUUGCAAUCAAAAUCCUCAAAAAGGAUAUUAUCAUUCAGGAUGAUGACGUUGAAUGUACUAUGGUAGAAAAAAGGGUGUUAGCAUUGCCACAAAAACCGCCAUUCUUAGUUCAGCUACAUUCUUGCUUUCAAACAAUGGAUCGACUGUACUUUGUUAUGGAGUUCGUUAAUGGUGGUGAUUUAAUGUUCCAAAUUCAACAAUGUGGAAAAUUUAAGGAACCAGUCGCUGUAUUUUAUGCCUCCGAAAUUGCCAUAGGACUAUUCUAUCUCCAUUCGCGUGGCAUAAUUUAUCGUGAUUUGAAAUUGGAUAAUGUGCUGCUAGAUGCGGAUGGCCAUAUUAAGAUUGCAGAUUUCGGUAUGUGCAAGGAGGGUAUAAAUAGUGACAAAACAACAAAAACAUUCUGCGGGACACCCGAUUACAUAGCCCCUGAGAUUAUUUUAUAUCAACCAUAUGGAAAAUCUGUCGACUGGUGGGCGUAUGGUGUGUUAUUGUACGAAAUGUUGGUCGGUCAACCACCGUUUGAUGGCGAAGAUGAAGAGGAACUUUUCGCAGCUAUAACUGAUCAUAAUGUUUCCUAUCCAAAGAGUUUGAGCAAAGAAGCGAAAGAUGUCUGUAAAGGACUCUUGACUAAGAAUCCACAAAAGCGAUUGGGAUGCGGAGCCCGUGGCGAGGAAGACGUUCGUAGUCAUUUAUUCUUCCGUCGUAUCGAUUGGGAAAAAAUAGAAAGUCGUGAAGUUCAACCGCCGUUCAAGCCAAAGAUUAAACAUCGCAAGGAUGUCUCAAACUUCGAUCGACAAUUCACAUCUGAGAAAACUGAUCUAACACCCACCGAUAAAUUAUUUAUGAUGAAUUUGGACCAAACAGAAUUCAAUGGAUUCUCAUAUUUAAAUCCUGAAUUUAUAACACAUAUUUAAGGCAAUUGUGUGUCGUUGCUGGGCACCCCACAUCACCCGAUAAACAAUCAAUUCGAUUGAGGAUAAUUGUAGUCGAAUUAAAUAAAUGAAAAAGAAAAGAAAUUCAGUGUUUAAACAAUCAAUCAUUUUUUCUUUGCAGUCAUCCCUUCAUUAUAAUAGAGUCUCGUAUUCGUAACAAAUUAUAUUAUACUCAUUUUAAACUUAUAAUGAAAAAUAGUAGUUACACCAUCUGGUCUUCAAAAUUUAAAUUAAAUUUAAAAAAGAAAACAUGAAACCGAGAUUGACACAACAAUUGAACCCUUUUCGGAUAUACAAUAAAUUUUUGAGUAGAAAGAAACAUAAAAUAUAAAUGAAAAUGAAGAAGAAAAAGAUUUAAUAAAAUUUUACUAUAAAAUAACUAAAAGCUAAAAUUGCUCUCGACUGAAAAACAAAAACUGUAUUUGUGUUGUUAUGUUGCUAAUACAAUCUAAUUGAAUAUCUUAAUUAAUUUCGUAACAGAAAAAAUCAGAAAUUUCUUGUAGUUAGUGCAAAUUGUAACAAGUAAAACGAAAGUACUUCCCUCGACAACAUACCUUAAGGCAUUGCUGCAUUACAUUUUAAGUUUCCUUCCAAUUGCUUAUUACAAAUCUUUCGUUUAUUAGAAACAUGCUACAGUUUUUGACCGUAAUAACAGGCUAUUAGCAAUGAGCUUCCAAAACGUCAUGCAACGUUCCUUAUUCCUAAUCAUCGAUCACCAAGUUGCUGCAAAGAUAUGUCUGUUUCGGCUGACUUGGAUAGUUCAUUGAUUUGUAUAGUACAUAGCAUGACCCUUAUCACUCUGAAGAUUACUCUUAAACUUGACUUAUUCGUGGUUACUACGAACAAUAUUUUUGAUCCUUUGAGACCUUUGAUAGAACAUUGAAGUUAACCUCUCAAAAAGCAGAGAAACAACUGUUGAACAGAUUUUCAAGGUUGCAGUAGUCACCUGUAUUUUAACAUAAUAAACCACAAUAUUGGUAUACCUUUUGAAUGCUACAAUGAUUUUGCCAUAAAUUCAACCAGGUCAAGUCAAAGUCAAAGUUUAUCGACGCAAGAAUAUCAUCAACAAUCCAAUCUAUCACUUUUUUUUGUCCUAAGUAUUUUCAUCAGAUUCAUUCCAAGUUUUUAGCCGUAUCACAUUAGACCCACACAUUUUGCUAUUAAGGGCCAAAUAAGUAGGGGUCCUCAGUUAUUUUUCUCGUCGCUGUCGAUAACAGUGAUGUCGUGGACGCCAUUAAGAAACUUCAAAACCAGUUUCCAAUAUUGGAAUGAUAAUUCGUUCUACUGUGCGAAAUGUGCUUCUUAAAACAGCCAUAUUCAUGUAGCAUAGGAUUUGUUCAGGCGGACAUAAACUGCUCGUAUGUUUUGUGCUUUAAUUGGAUAAUUUUGUUCUAAUUCAUUGGUAUCAUUGGUAAAAAUGUUGGUCCAAUCAACGACAUAUUUUCUAUCUGUUGCUAAGGCUUCCAUUCGCAACAGUCAGUAAAACGGCUAAUCAUUUGUUAUCAACAGCAAAGACAAAAAAUUGAUGACCUACGGCUAGGUUGGUCUUAUAUGGUAAAAUGUAUGCUCAAACAAAUGUAGUAAAAGAAUUUGUGUUAAGCACUACUCGAUAUUGAAAGCAAAGGAAGUAAUAGAUUUAAAUGUUAUAUAAAUUAUAACGCAAUGCAAUUGCCGUUUCUAUAAGGUUUAAUAAGAUAUCACAAAACCCUGUACUGAUUUUCCUUAACUCCCAUCCCACCCCGAUAUAAUUCCUUUGUGGUAUAGAAGUCGAAACAUAAUAAAAAUAUCAGGAGAUGCUCUAACUUACAAACUAACAAAAAAAUAAAUCUGUAAAUUGAAUUGUUAAAUGGAAGAAAUUUCGAUUCAAAAUAUUUUCGUACUUAAUCGUUAUUAUAAAUUGUGUGAUCUUAUUUUUGGAACAAUUUUUUUUUCCUUUUAAACAAAUUUUAAUUUUAUAAAAAUAUCAAAUGAAUUUCAGUUUGUUUAUUGUAGCAUUGAUAUUAAUAGUAAAGAAGAAAAGAAAAUAACUUUCAUUCUGAAGAUAUGUUUAAUGUUAUUAAAAGAGAAAAUGAUUAUAGAAUUAGUGAAGAAGAAGUGAAGAAAAUGAAAAUAAUAGCAAAAACAUGAAGAAUAAUAACAAGAAACAUUAACUAUAACAAAAUUAAAAUAAACUUUAAAUCUCUUUCGUUUUCAAUGAUUUGAAUUUAUCUUCAAAUUUUGACACAGAUAUUAAAACUGUCUUAUGUGAUAUUACUUACUAUAAAAAGGAUAAAUAUUUAAAAAAAAUGAAAAAAAUUUCUAUUUAAAAAGAAAAAUAAAACAUUUGCAUAAUAAAAAUGAUAUUAACUAAAAACUAUAUUUAAUGAAAAAGUUAAAAAAUAAAACACAAAAAUGAAUCUUGUGAAUAAAAUCUAACAAAUAAAAUAUAAAAAAAUGAUAAAAAGGACCUUAGAUAAAAUUAAACAAAAGAAAAUCUUGUAUUGAAGAACUUUUAGCUAGAUACUUUAAACUAACAUUUACUUGUUUAAAUCAAUACACACUCACCCACACAACGGUAUGUCAAAUUUAUUUUCUAUUUUUUAAAGAAUAAAAUUUUCAUUUUCUUUUGGUCACAGUUUGCAUUUUUCCAUUCAUAUACACACUUUACAGCACCAGAAAGCACACAUCUCUAAAUCAAGACCGAAUAAAUACUCAUAAUACAACACGUACGUGUUUUUCUUUCUGUCCAUAUAAUCACUUUUCACAAAAUAACAUCCAAAUUUAUUCGAUCUCAUCCAUAUGUUUAUUUGGUUGCCAUCAACACUAGCUGUGUUCCUUUUCAACACUUUCCACAAUUAAAUAUUGCUUUGAAUUUUUGAUAAUUAAAAGAAUAAUUUUUUUUUGCUUUUGAUUAUUUUGUUGUUGAAUUUAUCGGGUGAAAAAGUAAUAUAUACACGUGACGUCAUGAGUCAUGAGUGUACCGAUUUUAGUUGUUAUUUUCGUUUUGAUUUAUGUUUUCAUCAAUUAUAAUAAUAUAAGUUGUUGCUAAGAGGAUGAGUAGGACGUUGCUUGAGUCACUCCAGUGAUAGAUAGAUAGACCGGGAGUAUACAACAUAUCGUA